AUGAACGACCAACACCCCAACCAGGCGAACCCCAGCGAAUCGCACGCAGAAUCGCAACCCCUCAAUGGAACGACCGAAGAAACAGAAAACAAACUCCCCAUAAAAACAUACCACUGCCGGUUCUGUUCGCAUUUACUAAUCGCAUCGACGAGGGAUUUAUUAUCGUCUACGACCCCAUUACGACGACGGCGACAGUAUAUUGCCAAGGGAGGAGAAGGGGAGGGAGGGGAAGGCGGAUUAGAUGGUGCACUGAUACUAGAGAUACCUUCUUCCAACACACCGAAAAACAAGAGGAGGAAAGUAUCAGAAGAUCAUUCAAUAGAAGAAUCUGAUCCGGUCGAACGGAAUACACAAUCUACAACGACAGCACCUGGAACCAACGACCAAGAGGCCGAAAAACUAAACCGCAAACCAGAACAAGCGCAUUACACCAUCCUGUUGUCAACACUCAUACCAGACACCAAUCCAGUAAUCAUCCGACGUGAAGACGGGGUUGUUGUUGGGUAUGAGCUUGCUACCGGCAACACACCUCACUCUCACGAAUCUGACGGAGAUGAGGAGGAUGAAUUCAAUCGGAAGAAUACAACAGAUAGAGCGAUUUAUCUCCUACCGGGAUCUAUUGUCAGAACUGAGGAUUUGGAGGUUGGGUUAGAGGAUACUGGUGUAGGAGGGGAUGUGUUGAAUGCGAUCGUGGAGAAGAAUGCUGUUUUGAAGGGGAUGGAGAGGGAGUGGAUGGACUGGGUUAAGUAA
Messenger RNA from Talaromyces stipitatus ATCC 10500, 750 nucleotides. RefSeq lists its product as uncharacterized. Bases 1 to 750 code for a protein of 249 amino acids. The transcript has 2 exons. The record is from RefSeq and is a predicted model, not a curated record. NCBI's taxonomy places the organism in Eukaryota, Fungi, Ascomycota, Eurotiomycetes, Eurotiales, Trichocomaceae.